AUGCUGCGGGGCGGUCGGAGCCCGCUGCCGCCCCCGGCGGGCACCCACGGCGGGGCCCGGGGUCCGGCGGUCGCUCCCGGGGCGGCGCAGGUGGCGGCGGGCAGCCUGCUAGCGCUGCUUAUCCUCUGGACCCUCUUCGGGAACGUGUUGGUGUGCGCGGCCAUCGUCCGCUACCGGCACCUGAGAAGCAAGGUCACCAACAUCUUCAUCGUGUCCCUGGCUGUCUCGGAUCUGCUGGUGGCUCUGCUGGUCAUGCCCUGGAAGGCGGUGGCUGAGGUGGCCGGGUACUGGCCCUUUGGGGCUUUCUGCAACGUCUGGGUGGCCUUUGAUAUCAUGUGCUCCACAGCUUCCAUCCUGAACCUCUGUGUGAUCAGUGUGGACAGGUACUGGGCUAUUUCCAGCCCGUUUCGCUAUGAGAGGAAGAUGACCCAACGGUUGGCUCUGGUGAUGAUCAGUGUGGCAUGGGCUUUGUCUGUGCUCAUCUCCUUCAUCCCUGUCCAGCUCAACUGGCACAAAAGUGGGCAUGUUGUUGCUACUGGAGAUAUUGGAGAUGGAUUUGGCACUGGCUGGGCAGCAGCAGGUGCUGUCACCACCUGGGCAGAAGAUAUGAGCACCACAUGGGUGGCAUUAGCAGCAAUAAGACCCUCUGAUGGGACAUCUGACAGCAAUGACACCCUCACUGGACCAUCAGAGAGCUGUGACUCCAGCCUCAAUAGGACUUAUGCUAUUUCCUCCUCCUUGAUCAGUUUUUAUAUCCCGGUGGCUAUCAUGAUAGUUACCUACACUCGAAUCUACCGCAUUGCCCAGGUGCAGAUCCGUCGUAUCUCUUCUCUGGAGAGGGCAGCCGAGCACGCGCAGAGCUGCAGGAGCAGCCACGUUGACUGCCACCAUCACACAAGCCUCAAGUCCUCCAUCAGGAAAGAAACCAAGGUGUUGAAGACGCUCUCUGUCAUCAUGGGUGUCUUUGUCUGCUGCUGGUUGCCAUUCUUCAUCUUGAACUGCAUGGUUCCCUUUUGUGAGAGCCCACCCAGUGACCCCCAUGCUGGCCUUCCCUGCGUCAGUGAGACCAUCUUUAAUGUCUUUGUCUGGUUUGGUUGGGCCAACUCUUCUCUCAACCCCAUCAUCUAUGCCUUCAAUGCUGACUUCCGAAAGGUCUUCUCCAACCUCCUGGGAUGUGGUCAGUUUUGCUCUAGUACUCCAGUGGAGACUGUUAAUAUAAGCAAUGAGCUUAUCUCUUACAACCAGGACACUCUUUUCCAUAAGGAGAUAGUGACUGCUUAUGUUAACAUGAUCCCAAAUGUGGUUGACUGUAAGGAAAAUCGUGAGGACCCUUUCGAUAGGAUGUCCCAAAUCUCUCCUGAACAGGAGAUUGCCACUGACUCUGUCUGUGAGCUGGACUAUGAAGGGGAGAUUUCCCUUGGCAAAAUAACACCUUUCACUCCAAAUGGUUUACACUAA
Indicator indicator is the source of this 1458-nucleotide messenger RNA. RefSeq names its product dopamine receptor D5 (gene DRD5). The record is from RefSeq and is a predicted model, not a curated record. Bases 1 to 1458 code for a protein of 485 amino acids. The transcript has a single exon. Lineage: Eukaryota; Metazoa; Chordata; Aves; Piciformes; Indicatoridae. Gene Ontology annotation, cellular component: plasma membrane. Gene Ontology annotation, biological process: adenylate cyclase-activating adrenergic receptor signaling pathway. Gene Ontology annotation, molecular function: G protein-coupled receptor activity; dopamine neurotransmitter receptor activity.